Molecule: messenger RNA, 2211 nt
Organism: Entelurus aequoreus (snake pipefish)
Lineage: Eukaryota; Metazoa; Chordata; Actinopteri; Syngnathiformes; Syngnathidae
Gene: ahcyl2b
Product: adenosylhomocysteinase like 2b
Exons: 17
Coding region: 75-1868 (597 amino acids)
Biological process (GO): L-methionine cycle
Cellular component (GO): cytosol
Source: RefSeq, a predicted model, not a curated record
CCUGAGCUUCCUCCACUCACAUCCGCUGUGGUCGCGAUCUAGUGUUGGAGAAGGGACUUUGUCAAACUGUAGCGAUGUCAGUGCAGGUUGUGGCAGCGAAAAUGGCAGAGGUCGAACUCAAAGACGUCGCCGCCGGUAAACAAUUACCGGCCGACUCCCCGACAUCCCCGAUCUCGGCGGGACUCAGCCUGGCCAGAAACUAUCCACACGAGGCCGGUUCCUCCGUCACAGCGGAGCCCUCCGCCAAAGCCGGGGAAGGCAGCCCGGGAUUGCUCGCCCCCAACGCGGCGAAGAUGCCGCAGGCGUCGGCUAUGAAGCGGCCGGACCCCCAACAGAACGGCGGGGAGGCGUUUGUCAACCGUGACGGCACCGUCGCGGAGGCGCCGCGGAUGAAAAAGAUCCAGUUCGCAGACCAGAAGCAGGAGUUCAACAAGCGGCCCUCCAAGAUCGGCCGCCGCUCUCUGUCGCGUUCCAUUUCUCAGUCCUCCACAGACAGCUACAGCUCAGCGGCGUCAUACACAGACAGCUCCGACGAUGAGACGUCUCCCCGGGACAAACAGCAGAAGAACACAAAGGGCAACAGCGACUUCUGCAUCAAAAACAUCAAGCAGGCUGACUUCGGACGGCGAGAGAUUGAAAUAGCCGAGCAAGAGAUGCCGUCCCUCAUGGCUCUGAGGAAGCGAGCCCAGGGCGAGAAACCCCUGGCUGGUGCCAAGGUGGUGGGCUGCACCCACAUCACCGCCCAGACUGCUGUGUUGAUGGAGACUCUGUCAGCUCUGGGGGCUCAGUGCAGAUGGGCCGCCUGUAACAUCUACUCCACCCAAAAUGAAGUGGCAGCUGCCCUGGCAGAAGGAGGUUUCAGUGUGUUUGCAUGGAAAGGCGAGUCCGAGGACGACUUCUGGUGGUGCAUCGAUCGCUGUGUCAACGUGGAGGGCUGGCAGCCCAACAUGAUUUUGGAUGACGGCGGAGACCUGACUCACUGGAUCUACAAAAAAUACCCCAACAUGUUCAAGAAGAUCAAGGGCAUUGUGGAGGAGAGUGUUACUGGUGUGCACAGGCUCUACCAGCUGUCCAAGGCAGGGAAGCUGUGUGUCCCGGCCAUGAAUGUCAACGACUCUGUGACCAAGCAAAAGUUUGACAACCUCUACUGCUGCAGGGAGUCCAUCCUAGACGGCCUGAAGAGGACAACUGAUGUCAUGUUUGGAGGCAAGCAAGUGGUGGUGUGUGGAUAUGGAGAGGUGGGGAAAGGCUGCUGCGCUGCCCUCAAAGCAAUGGGCUCCAUCGUCUACGUCACAGAGAUCGACCCCAUCUGUGCCUUGCAGGCUUGCAUGGACGGCUUCCGGCUGGUCAAGCUCAAUGAAGUCAUGAGACAAGUGGACAUUGUCAUCACCUGCACAGGCAACAAGAACGUGGUGGUGCGAGAAAACCUGGACCGCAUGAAAAAUGGCUGCAUUGUCUGCAACAUGGGGCACUCUAACACAGAGAUCGACGUGGCGAGUCUGCGGACGCCAGAGCUGACCUGGGAGAGAGUGCGCUCACAGGUGGACCACGUCAUCUGGCCCGAUGGCAAGAGGAUAGUGCUGUUGGCCGAGGGUCGUCUCCUGAACCUCAGCUGUUCCACCGUUCCCACGUUUGUGCUCUCAAUAACAGCUACAACCCAGGCUCUGGCUCUGAUAGAGCUGUACAACGCUCCAGAUGGACGCUACAAGCAGGAUGUUUAUCUGCUGCCCAAAAAGAUGGACGAGUAUGUGGCUAGUCUCCAUCUGCCCACCUUUGAUGCUCAUCUCACAGAGCUGAGUGACGAGCAGGCCAAGUAUCUUGGCUUGAAUAAGAACGGGCCCUUUAAGCCAAACUACUACAGGUAUUGAAGGCGCGGCAGAAGGGUUGCCAUUCCGAGGGUUGACGGCGGCACACCGCAACAGACGGGACUCUAAAAGAGGCGGAGCUUGAUUGACAGGGGAGUCAACACACAUUCGUUGUAAUUCUUACUGGGAGGAGUUUAAUUUAUUCCCACAUGACAAAGAUGAGUAAUCAUAAUUGACAAACCGAGGAGGAGCUGCUGCUGCUGCUGCGGCUAUUUGCCAGCAGCUUGCUCGCUCCGGUCAAGUCUUCCUCUGGAGGACAUUUAAUUUCCCUUCUUUUGCUCUCACAUCCACUCCUCCCGUUGCUACCGUUUUAUUUUUCCAACUCCAGUUAGAAAUAAGGAAAAAA